Messenger RNA from Amoebophrya sp. A25, 14154 nucleotides. The record is from the annotation of a GenBank genome assembly. NCBI's taxonomy places the organism in Eukaryota, Dinophyceae, Syndiniales, Amoebophryaceae.
CCAUCAUCUUUUCUAACUAUGAUCAUAUAGAACAAUGCGCUCAGUAAAGUAGAGAUGCCUACAGUAGGAGCGCAGUCCUCGACCUAUGCACUUUGCGGCUCGCACCGAGGUGAAAAUUUGAGAGAAUGACCUUGGCGGCUCAGAAGGGGCAGAACAGGCGACGGUCUAGGACUGUGCUCAAGAAUAAGCGACGAUGGCCGCCUCAUCUUACGACUUCUUGUGACACAGAUAAAUCAACCUACGAAGAUAGUUGUAGCCGAUACUCUCGUCGCAACAGAGCUCCGAAUAUUGUACGGGAGAUAGACGAUGUGUUGGGUGAACGAGAUAUGAUACAAGCCACGACAUUAAAAACUCGUUCCCCUAGUGGAGAACAUCAAGACAUGUGACCAAUACAACGACCUCUUCUGAACAAGACGUGGUACUAAGCUCGAAGGGAAGCAGGAGAAUCACUGUACGUUGACACAAAGAGAAGAUGCCAGAACGUAGUCCGGUGCCAGGAGCUUCUACGGGCUCGCCUCGUGCUGAGCCCACUAAGCUCCCUCGCGCAGUCUAUCGUCCAGCCUCGUCCACGGUUGCAUAUAACAGUAGCGACAUGACUUCUUCAACUCAACACAACAUUUCGCCCAAAAAUGCAGCAGGCGGAGGACCGCCAUCUCUGACUACUGCUGCGAACCGCGCUCCAUUUUCCACACGACCAAAUAAUAAUAGCUCUAUAUUAGCAUCAACUUCUCAUCAACAUCAACAGCUAGUACCUAUAUCCACCAGUACAGCAGGAGGAGGUCCUUAUUCCUCCUUUCCGGUUCCAGCAGCUUCAUCGUCGAACCUUCACGAUACCUCUUUGGGCUCAAUCGCUCGCGGAGACCACUCGUUUCUGAUGAAUAACAAUUCCUUCGGCUCCAACGUUUCUCUGUUGAAUUCCACCGGGUCAGGACCACCGGUUAGUGGCACCGUAGUGGGGGGUGUGGCUGGAUCUCUCUCGGCCGCUGCAGUGUCGUCUCUCCAAAUGCAGCAAGAACAACAUCAAAAUUCGUCUAUUGGAGGAGGUUACUCGCACUCGCCGACUGGAUUAGGAGCUUCAGCGGGCAACAACAGCACGAGUCAGCCACCGAACGCAGGGUCUACGGUAUCAUCCGCUGGCGGGUCGUUGAUCGCGCCUCCAGCCACGGACAACAACCUGUCGUCUCUUAGUGCAGACGGGAGGCUCGUCAUUCGGAAUUGGAACUCGAGCACCAUCGUUUGUACAUGCGGUGCGGCAGCCUGCUACGAAAGGGAGAGAGUACACCUCACGAAACUUCGUCAGGACGUGAAGGCGCAAACACAGAAUCAUACGCGAAGGUACUAUAGUAUUUUUGGAGGAUAUGGAAAAGAUUCUUUAAGAUCCUUGUCCCGUUUGCUUUCCUGUCAUGAUUAUCUCCCUGUGUACAUGUUGACUUUGAAUUUUGAAAUCCUUCUUGGUCAUCAUCUUUUGAUCACUGGCCAAAACUUUACAGGGUUGCUCUUGUUGCUACACUCAUACAUAGAUACAUUCACGUCUUCGUCUUCCACCACCUCAGGUUAGAGCAGUUAACACAGAAGGAAGCGGAAUACGCUGUCCUCGAAAAGGAUCGACAGCAAUUGAGGCAAGCGGAAAGGGAGCUAGAAACGGAAAAGAGCCACUGGCAAAAGCGACUCGCGACUAUUGAUGAAGAAAAAGCACGUCUGCACAAACGGAGACAAGAUUAUGGCUGAUGUUGAACAGCGAUUUUUUGCUGCCAUGGCUACCUACUCUUUAAUCUCGGAUCAUCUUUUGAUUUCGUCAUUGUUCCUCUACAACGACUGGGACUGGGUCUGAUGUUACUUCAGUUUUGAUAUUCAGUAAAUCACUCUUCAGUUUUGAUAUUGAAAUUGAUACCCGCUAACUAUUGCUCUUUGAUCCUACUUCUCUUGUUUGAUGUCCUCUAAUGCAAGUAUGAGGGCAAGGCGGACGCGGUGGCCAAGGAUCGAACCCAGCUCGAGGAGCAGAAGCACACGUUUGAGGAGCGACGAAAGGACAUGCUUGAGCGAUUCCGUAAGAUGGAGGAGGAAAAGAUGCGAAACGAAGAACAGAUUCGAGAGGAGUGGGAGAAAUUGCGCAGUACCAAAGCCGAACUGCUGGAUAAGAAAGGCAAAUUAGAGGCCUGCGAGGCGAAAUCAGAGCAGUCGGCCCGUGAACGCGAAGACAAGGUUCAAACCGAAAAAGAGAAGUUAGAGCGCGCGAGGACGACAUUUGAGCGGGAGCAAGAGGAAAAAAUCGCGAUUUUAGAACAGUGUGAGCGGGACUUGCGCAAAAAGCGGACUGAGGACGAAAAGGCGGUUGCGAAAUUGAGGUCAGAGCUGGAGGAAGAAUACGCGAAAAGAGAGCGAGAAAGGGACGCGGCUGUUCGCAAGGAGCGGGACGAACUCGGAAAAAGCUACCGCGACCGCAUGGACGGCGCGGAGGACGAAAUCCGAAAGCGGCGUCAAGAGUGGGACGCAGAGCGGGAGGAGAUGGAAAAGGCUCUUGAAAAGCGUCGGCAGGAUUUCGAUGCUGAGCGCGAACGCUGGAAAGCCGAAGCACACCGGGAAAAAACGAAGUUCAGCAAGUUUAUGGACGAAGCUGAGGAAGGAUUCCAAAGCCGGGUGUUGCGCCAGCAGCAGGAGUAUGCGGAACGCUUGGAGCGUCUAGAGGCAGAAUUCCUCGGAAAAGAAGGAAAACUAGAGGCCGACUGGAAAGAACGGCGAACCACACUGGAAGCAGAAUUCCGCGAAAAAGUGGGACGAGAAUUGGAGUCCGUAGAAGAGCGCGAACACACUUUAUCGGAAGAAGCAGAGCGCCGGCGACAGAAGCUUGUUAAGGCGCGGUUGUGGUUGAACUUCUGUAUUUGUUGAUCAUUCUGAUGUUUUAAUAUUCGUAAGUACAAUAGCCACCGCACACUUAGUUAUGAAUGAAAAAGUAAGCAGUCGACUCUUGAAUCAAAGGUAUCCCUGAAAACAUCAUCAAAGUAGCAUGCCUCUAAGCUUGAAGAAGAGUCUGUGGCGCGAGGCAAGGAGCUUGAGCAGGAAGCAGAGAAACGAAGACAGAAGCUCGAGCAGGAAUUUUCCGAUCGGCACAAUUAUGGACUGAGUCAGAUUGCCUUUCGUCUUCAUCUACUUCCCGAGAUAGAUUUAUUCGUAUUCUAUACUAAUACCAAUUCCAGUUACCAAGAUUAGGUUCUAAUGCAAAGCAGCCGAGACCGAGCUCGCACGUAAGGUCCAAGGCCUUGAGGAAGAGCGCCGGAGCUUGUUGCAGGAAGCAGCUGUGUCACGCGAGAGCCUGCAGAAGCGGGAGGAUGUCUUUACUUCGGAGAUGGAGGAGGAGCGACGGAAGCUAGAAGCCGAAGUAGUGCGUGCGCAGGAACGGGCAGAAGCUGCAGCCGCCGCAGAGCGGGAGAAAGUUCGGCUACAAAAAGUUAAGCCAAGGUUGUUCUAUUGCCUUUUAGAUUCAAUGCCACUAAUCGCAAUCUUUUGAAUCUUUCAUUCUUUCUCUAUAGUCAACGUAUGCAUGAUGUGAAAGCAAAACUAAGUGUGGAAAAAAGUGUAACUGGUAUAAAAUUCCGCUCAGCCACAGCCACUUCUAACACCCAGACUGCGGAGCUUGAACUGGAGAAGGCGCGACAGGCAGUUGAGCUAGAACGGGAAAAAGUGGCGCGAGAUGCGGCACGCGUUCGCGAAGAUGCGCUACGGGAAGUGGGUUCACGUGAGAGCGAGCUCGAGGAGGCCCAACGAGCACUGGAGCGCGAGCGGUCGCAACUGAGGGCUGCAUCCGAGCGGGAUAAAGAGGAUGGCAUGAUUAAGGCAACAUCUGUACUAACACUUGAUGAACAAGUUGUUGUAUUAGUUUUCAAGAACAUUCACUUCUAGAAGAAGUUGGUGAAUAUUACCCAUUCAACAACGCUGUCACUGUAAAUACUGACAACAAACACAGUAUAGAGUGACCAGUGAGAUUGUGAUUUAUGUGACAGAAGCUGAAGAAGAUACUUCUGUUUAUAUUACAAUAGACUAGUGGCUACUUUGUGUUCGUCCUUCUCUAAGGUGCGCGCUAUCCAGGCUGAGCGGGAACUUUUAGACCGGGAGCGGAGAGCUUUUGCGUCCGAGCGGGAGCAGCGGGAUCGAAAAGACCGCCUCAUGGCAGAGGAGCGGGAGCGCGAGGUGCAGGCGAAAAUUGCGAAGCGGCGCCAAGAACUAGAAAGCGAAUUUCUGGCAAAGCGGCAAGGGCUGGCAGUGGAGCUGGAGCAGCUGCGGGAGGCUGCGCGACGGGAUGCGGAUUCCUUACGACGUGCGGGCGAGGACGCGAAGUGUGCCACCCAGAAGGAGCUAGAUGUGCGCAAAGCAGACCUAGACGCGGAAUUGCACGCCCAAAGAGAGCAGUGGGCCGCGGAGCUGCAGCGGCAACGCGAAGAAGCGGCACAUGCGCUGGAGACGCAGCGCCAGCAGCUAGAAGUGCAACGCAGAGAGCAGGAGGACGAGAUAUUGUCCCGGUCCCGUCAGGCAGAAGCCAAUGCGCGAGACCGAGCCGCGGAGCUUGAGGCGAAGAGUGCAGAACUAGCUUCGCAACUUGCUGCCCUCGAGGAGCAAAGGAGUCUCUUCGACAAGCAGAAAAUUGAUGCCGAGAAAGAGCUUCUGCGCAACCUUGAUGAGAUUGAAGCCGAAAAGAAGACUCUGGAGGGCGAGCUGCAGCAACAGAAACGACUAGUCGAGAAUGAGAAGAAGCUGGUCGAAAAGAUGCGGCUCGAAUUCGAGCAGGAGAAAGAGCGCACCCGGAGCGUGUUCGAGGCGGCCGCGGCAGACACGGACAAAGCGCACGCAGAGAAGCUCUCUGCGCUCGAUGCGGAGCGACAGCGACUCUUCCGUGAAUUUGACGCGAAAAAGGAGGAUCUAGAGCGUGAGAUGGCCGCGCGAAUGAAGGAGCAGGAGGAUCGAAUCGCGCGACGAGAGCAGGAGGCCCAAGAAUCCUGGGAGAGGCGACAGGUAUGCAUGGAUGCGUAUCGAUUAGUGAUGGUAGAAGGUUUAUAGACCCUGUAAGUAGUAGUUAAGAAAAGAGUAUUGCCCUUCCUUUGAUUAUCAACAUCCAAGCCCAAGAAUUCUGUGGCUCAUGAAAUACACAGGUUGAAGCGACAGCGGUAGAACACCGGCGACAGAGUGAGGUGGAAGCUUUAUCCCUUGAAGUUGAGACAACCCGUCGGAGUCUCGAGCAAGAAUCAAAGCAGCUCGAGGUACUCUUGCUAUGAUAGUGAUUUGAUGCUUAUCCUGCGAACAAUACAUAGAGUAGCACUUCUACGUACUUCGCACUUGAUGGGGCUCUCAUCGAAACGACUUUUUGGAUCCGUCUACAGCGUUCGUAGCAGGACCUGGCAUGACUUGCGCUUUUGUUUUCACCCUGAAAACGGGACGACCAAGUAAACGACUUCAACACGACCAUUAAAUGAAUUUCAGGCUGCUCGCGGUGAACUACUGCAGCAGCAAAACGAGUUGGAUUUGGCGCGUAAGGAGGCUGCGGCAAGAGAGCAGGCUGCGAGGGAGCGAGAAGAGGCGGUGGCAGUGGAGUUCACGGGUAAGGAGAAGCGAAUGGCUCAAUUGCUCAAACGCCAAGAGGCAGAGCUGCAAGAGGAGCGCGCAGGCAUCGUUGCAGAGCGUGAACGACUGCGUGCUCGCGAGGAGGAGUUUGCCGUAGAAUGCCAGAGGCGCGACACCGAGUGGGCCGAGCGGGUCCAGCAGCGUGAGGAGCACCUGCGGAGCAACCUGAGCGAGCUCGAGGCAGAGCUCCAGCAGAAAACCAAGCAGAGGGAGACCCGUCUAGAGCAGCGCGAACGUGAGUUGAUCGACGGUCUAAAUCGGGAGAGAGCGAAAUUAGAGUCAGAAUUCGCGGAGAAAGCAGCAGAACGUGAACAAGAAACAGAGCGUCGCGCCGGAAGGGAAGAAGUGUAUGGUUAGAGCUGAUCACAGCACACCUUGUUCAUAGAAGAUCAAUUACUUAGACGCAAUUCACGCUUCAAAUACAGUCUGUUACAAGUAUAACGGAAAAAAUAUUUCAGAAUCUGUAGGAUACAUGCAAAAAUUAUUUUUGAGAGGGUCCGACCUAUCUGAAAGCUAGAAGUUGCAGUAGAUUCUAGAAAUUUAGUAAAAAAGCUGUUCUUUGUCUCUGUGGCUUUUGCAUUUUGAUAACCAGCCAACGUUUACAUUGCUUCGUACACAGCUCUCUUUCAUACUUUUGCUCGGCAGCGGCGUGAAGAGGAGCUUCGCUCCAAGGAAGCGCGACUCGAGGCUAAGAUUCUGGAGAAGGAGCAGGAGCUGCGAGACAAAAUUUCUGCCAAGGAGGCGCAGUUGCAAGCACAGAAGGAGAGGAUCGAGGCUGAGCUCUCAGAGAGCGAAGAGGCUCUUCAAAAACGUGUCGCAGCAAAGGAAAGUGAGUUGGCUUCGAAAAUUUCCGAGAAGGAGGCUCUGCUCGAAGCGCGCAAAGCGGAGAUAGAACGUGAACUGCAGGCAGAGCGCGAACAACUGGAGCUGCGCGGUGCAGAGCAGGACCGCAAGGAUUCCGCACUCAAGGAAAGUACAGAAGUUCUCGACAAGAAGCGACUAGACGCAGAACUCAUGGAGAAAAAGCGCGUUGGCGAGCUGGAAGAGAUGGAAAAAGUGCUCAAACUCGAAUUCGCCGAAAAGGACCAAGCACGGAAGCGAGCGCUCGCAGAAAAGGAGCAAGAGAUAUGAACUUUUGGACCAAUAUCACAAUUUUCGAUAUUUUACAUUGAUUUGUGAUUAGUGCCACGUUGGCUAAACUGGUAAUAUUAUUUCUUUAACUUCUUGUUUCUUUCCCGCCGAGAAAGACUACAUGUGGAUGCCAAUGUCUUUUGAUCAAGUCUCACUCACACCCCGAACGUUUCUAUGUGUACUUACUUAGACUUCCUCGACACCACCUUCGCCAGCUAGACUUUUAAACAUCCUUAGAUACUACUCCUUGUUUCAUUGGUUCUGGAGAAGCAGCAUUGGCAGUUGCGGGCGGAGCUGGAGCAGCGCGAGAUCGCGAUGCGGGCAGAGCUUUUCGCCAAAGGAAGCGAGUCGCAGCAAAAGCUAAUUGCUGACUUUGAUGCACGCAAGAGCGCAAUGGAGGCAGAGUUGGCCGAAAAGAAAGAGCAGAUUGCAGACCAGGAACGCGCGCUGCAUGAGAAGGAGCGCGCGUUAGCUCGUGCUGAACAGGAGACGGAGAGGGAAACGCUGCGACGGCGCGCAGAGUUGGAGAUGCGGGCCAGCGAACUCCAGAGUGAGGCACAGGCGGGGCAGAAGCUGCGGCGGGGCCUCGAGGAAGAAGAAAAGGCGCUAGCGCAGCGUCGCGCAGGUGCAGAGGAGUUGCAAAGGGCGCUGGAGGCGCGUGAGGAUCUCUUGGCGAAGUCGUCUCGCGACGUCGAAGCGAGGGAAGCGGCCGCUGCUGGCGAAAAGAAAAGACUGCAGCAGAUGGAGGCAGAGUUGCGUGAGAAGGAGGAGUUUGUCGCAGGACGCGAUGCGCAGGCUGAGCGGCUCUCUCGGGAAUUAGUGGCCGAAAAGCAGCGUCUGGUGUCGGAGCAGCAGAAAUUCUUCGCUGAAGAGGUCGCGGGGGAGCGCGACAAGCUCGCGACAGAACGCAAGCAGCUGGAGGAACAGUAUCGAGCGCGGGCUGCUGAGCUCGAGGAGGAGUUCUCAAGGAGAUCAGCGGCGAUUACAACAGAGCUGAGCGAGGAGCGACUGGCAUUGUCGCGUCAGAAGCUGGAGCUUGAAAAAGCUCUAGCCCAGCGUAGCGAGGAUCUCGAAAGUGCCGCCAGCAGCGAGCGCGCGAAGCUCGCAAAGCUCCGCAGCGAUGGUGAGUCCGCUCUACAGGAACGAACACGCGCACUAGAGCGUGAGUUCGCGGAGAAGGGCCGCAAACUCCAAGACGAGGCAGCUUCGGAGCGCGCUGCUGCAUCCACAGAACGGCGUCAGCUGGAAGCAGAUCUUAGAGACCGCAUUGCGACUGCUGAUUUCGAAGCCGACAAGGUCCAGGCGGCUGCGAAAGAGGAGCUCACACGAAGGAAGCAGGAGCUGGAGCAGCAAUUUGCGGCGAAGUGCGCACAGCUGGAAGCGGACAGCACUGGGAGUCUAGCCGUGCAGCGAUCCGCAGUUGAGCAGCAGCUAGCUGAGCGUGCGGAAAAAAUGGCGAAGGAGGCGUCUGAGCGCGAGGCUCGGGAGCGCGCAGAGCUUCGGAGCAAGGCGGAGCGCGAGCUAGCGGACGCAAGGAACGCGGCUACACAAGUACUCGAGCGUGACCAGAGCGAACUCCGCAAACGGCAAGAUGCGGUUCAACGUGAGCGACAGACGCUGCAAGCCGAGAGCGUGUCGACGCGUGAGGAGUUGUCACGGCGUAAGCAAGAGUUAGAAACUCAGUAUUCUUCCCGCUUCGCUGAGGUCGAGAGCACAUUGGCUGCAGAGCGAGAAGACGCUGCACGGCAAAAGCGUGAGUGGGAGGCCGCUUUGCGCGCACGCGAGGCUGAGCUGGACGCCGACCGGGAUUCCGUCUCCCGCCAGCGUCGACAGGUGGAGGACACUCUACGAAAGCGUGUUGACGAGCUGGAAACGCAGCUGGAUAGCGAGCGUGCCGCUGUUGCAGAGACACGGCGGCAGAUGCAGACUGAGCUGCGCGAGAAACUCGCGCAAAUGGCCACGGAUUUCGAGAGAAAGUCCUCAGAAAUCACUGGUGAGCUCUCCGAGGAGCGCGCAAGCGUACAUCGGCAACGCCUCGAACUGGAAAGACAGUUAGCGGAACGGCAGACGCGGCUGGAAGCGGAGCACGCUGAAAGUGCCGCAGCUGAGCGCGCGCGCUGGAAGCAGGAGGCCGAUCGGCGCGUCGCCGAAGUCGAGCGCCUGCGAAGUGAGGAGGUCGCAAGCGAAAGAGAACAGCUUGCGAAGACACGUCGCGAGCUUGAGCGAGACCUUCGGCAGCGGCAAUCUGAGCUUGAACAAGAGAAGAACGAAGUCCACACUCAGAAACGCGAAUUAGAGAAGGAGUACCGCACUCGCAUCAACGAAGUGGAGUCGGACAUGCUGAAUCGGUCGAACAUCUUUGCGUCCGAGCUGUCCGAGGAGCGCUUGGCACUGAGUAGGCAGCGGUUAGACCUCGAGCGGGAGCUUGGCGAGAAGCUGCAGGCGGAGAAGCAAGCUGCUGCAAAGCAGCUGCAGGCGAACUACGACACGAGGCUGAAGGAGCUCCAGCGGGAUCAAGCAGAGAAUCUGAAGACCGAGAAGCAGCGACUAGAGGAUCGUAUGAAAGCAGAAAGAGACCGCUUCGACUGGGAAAAAGCUGUUAUGAUAGUAGAUACCCGACUACACUUCUUGAUGGAGUGUUUUUAAGCAUUCACGAAUGAAUGUGAUUGUCAUAGUCUAUCUUCGUGUUUGAUUGUGUCAUUCGAUCGAGUGCUGUUGUACUAGGCAAAAAACGUGCUUGAUGCUUUUUAGCUGGACGUUUAGAGAAAUAGUUCUUCUUCCACAUCUACCUCUUCAUCUGCGGAUUUUGAACUCUUCCCUUUGUUCCUUCAUAUGAGAAGCUAUCCGUGGGGAGCGGCACCGAGCUGAACUGGCUCAUGCUGAGGCCCUGCGCGCAGAGCGGCAAAAGGUCGAAGAGACCUGGCGGGCUGAGCGGGAGCGCAUCGAGUCGGCUUGUGAGGUCGAAAAGCAGCGUUUGCAGAUGGAGCAUGGUGAGAGGCUGCGGGCCGAAGCACUUCGUCUCUCGAAUGAAAAGAACGAUGCCGUGAGCGCCGCCGUGCGAGAGGAGACACGGCGGCUGAAAGCGCAACAAGCCGAAGAACUGCGAACAGAGGUGCAGCGCCUCGAGAGCGAGUUCUCUGACCGAUUGCGCACUGAGCGGCUCCGGCUGGAAUCGGAAAGUGCGGAAAAGCUCUCGAAAUUCGAGACUGCGGAAGCUCAACGAGCGGAGACGGAGCUUGCCGACCGGCUGCGUACGGAGAAGCACCGCGUGGAAAGCGAGUAUGCGGAGAAACUGCGAGCGGAGAAGCACCGGCUAGACCUCCUACAGCAGGAGGAGGUGCGCGCGGAGCGUUUGCGUCUCGAAGAAGAAGGCCGUGCAGACCGGCAUAGGCUAGAGCUGGAUUUCGCGGAGCGAUCGCGAGCCGAGCGCCACCGAUUAGACUUGUCCUUGCAGGACGACUCGCGAGCGGAGCGACACCGGCUAGAGUUAGAGUUCAACGACAAGCUGCGGCAGGAGCGAGCGCGGCUUGAGGCCGAGGCAGCCGCCGAGCGCGCGCGGGCGGAGGCGGAUCUGUCGUCGCGUCUAGAGGAGCGCCACAGAGAGACCUUGGAGAAGGAGCGGCAGCGACUAGAGGUUGCGCAGCAAGAAGAGCUGCGGGCGGAGCGGAGCCGCCUAGAGCUGGACAUGCGUGCCGAACGCAGCCGACUCGAGGAGUCUGCGCAUCUCGAGAAAGCAGCCCACGAACGUGUUGUCAGCGAGCGAGUACGUGCUGAAGUCGAGGAGAAGAGCCGUCUGCGCGAACAGGAGUUGGAACAAGAUGUUGCUCGUGUCACAGAGGAGAUGGACCGGGAGUGGAAACUGAAGGAAGCGAUGCUCGAACAGCAGUGCAAAACGCAAAUAGAGGAGGCCCACAAGCAGCUCGACUCCGAGCGGCUGCGGCUCGAAGACGAGAAGGCUGCGUGGCAGCGGCAGUUAGACGUCGACAAGCAGUCGUUACAACGCCAAUUUGACGCGGAUAAACAAGCCUUGCAAAGGGAAUUUGAGACUGAUAAGCUCGCUCUUAAGAACACGCUAGAACAGCGGUUCCAGGUGGAAAAGCGGGAAUGCGAGGAGCGUGCCCGACGCGACCAUGUAAGCGGGGAGGAACGCUGGAGAGCCGAGUUGCAGAGGGAGUACCAGCUGAAGGAAACGAAGAUGGAAGAGCUCCUUGCUAGUCGCGAACAAGAGCUGCUUCGCAUCGGCAACGAGCUUGAACAGGAAUUUGAGGAGAAACAACAGGCGCUGGCAGAAGAGCGGCGACGCUUUGAGGAGGACGCCACGCGAAAACGCUUGGACCUCGAAAAAAGCUUUAGCAAUGACCUCCACGAGAUGCAGGAACAGACCCGUCGAAAAGAAGGCGAAAUAGACGAGCGCAGACGAAAAAUGGUAAUCCUCUUUUGACUAUCCAGACAUGACAUUUUCUAGGAUGACUCUACUUUUUCAACGAGGAUAAUGAAGGUGAAGAUGCAGGUGAUAGAGCUUCAUACGACUAAAAAACGAUCCUCCUCGUUGGUCCGUUCUUCAUCUUGCAACCUUUCAUGAGACUUGUUCAUCCUCUGAUAUGAAAAAUCUUUUCAGGAAGAAGAGCUGUUGAGCCUGAAUCGCAGUAAGGAGCGCGAGUUGGAGCAGCGCGUGCAGCAGAUGGAGGCUAGCUUUGAGGAGCGAUGGCGGCGGCGGGAACAGGAGCUUCUUGCCAAAACAGAUUCAGACAAGGUCGAACUCUCCCGCCGACGGCAGGAACUCGAAGCCCAUAGUCGGGUACAAGAGGAGGAGCGAGAGCGCGAGUAUCGCCGCCGUCAGGAAGACUUGGCUGCGAGAGAAAAGGCCCUAGCGGACGAGUGGGAAGCGCGGCGGGCCACGGCUGCCGCGACAGCGGAGCAGCGAGAGAUGGAGGGCGAGCGCAGGCGGCGGUCGCUGCUGGAGACUCUAGAGAUCGAGCGCGAACAAUUAGCGAGGGCACGCGAGGAUGCAGAGGCGCGGUUUACGUCACGAGAAACGGAACUAGUGCGCGAAUACGAGCAGCGUGAACGCCACUUACAAGAACUCCUCUCCGAUCGUGAGGAACGCGCCAGAAAGAACGAAGAAAAAGCUACGGAAGGUACACAUCAUCGUGAUAGCAGAGCUAAAGUUUUUAAAUAUCUGAGACCCCUUAAUUCAACAUUUGCUCCUAGUACGUAGCCCUUUUCCUAAGCUCAAUCGAAUUGCAAAUGAACCUUUCCCAGAUCUGUCAGCUGUGAAGGAAAGAGAGGAUCGCGUAGCCAACGAAGAGCAGGCUUUAAGGGAGGAGCUCGCUAAAGAGGAGGAACGGUUACGCUCUGAAUUCGAGCAAGAAGAGUUGCGAUUACGUGAAGACCUCGAGCAGCAAGAGCAAAAUAUGCGCUCUGAAAUCCGCGGUGAGGAGGAGCGCGUGCGUGCACUCUUAACCGAGGAUGAAGAGAAGCUGCGUCGAGCUGAGGCGGACUUCUCAGAAAAGUACGAGAAAGCUGUAGCCGAGUGGGAGCAAUUCCAGAGCGAACGCUCAAGUUUACAGUCCCGUGCCCGUGAGUUGGAAGCCGAGGAGGCAGCGGCAGCGACGCGUCUGGUCGACGAACGGCGCGGUCUCGCCGAUGAGCGCAGUGAGCUGGAGUCGCUGCGCGCCACAGUAGCAGCCGAGCGCGAACAGCUAGAGAGCAGUGCGGAGGACCAGCGGCGCGAGCGUCGCGAGUGGGAGCUAGAGCGGGAACGGCUGCUCGAGCGCGUCGCAGCGCUAGGAGACGGCACGCCGGAGGAACUGCAGCGCUACCGUGAACUGAAGGCCGAACUCGAGUUGGAGCAAGAAGUCGUCCGUUUUGAAAAGGCAACCUUGUUCGAGAAGGAACAGGCACUGGAACAGGAGAAAGAGAAGAGCGCAGCGGAGUAUGCGGCGGGAGUCGAAAAACUUCAGGCUCGUGAACGCGAGAUCAGACAGCGGGAACAAGCAGUGGACGUGACUCGACAGAAGCAGGAACUAGAGUUCCGAUGGAAGAAGGACGCUUUAGAGUCAGCGAAGCAUGCACUGGCUGGAGAGAUUCAGCAUGUCAAAUCACAACAGUCUCCUGCGGCCGGCGACGUUGAGGAUCAACAGAUGAACGCGUCGUUUCAGUCACAACAGGGUAAAAGAGGAGCAUCGCGACCAGCGUCGCCCUCCAAGCGGCAGACAGAGAAUAUGCUGAACAAAAGUCAUGAUCUGAACGGUUUGCUUCGACAGAUUGAAAACGCAGAUCGCUCACGCAGCGUUUCUGAUCUAUCCGCCACAAAACGCGCAAAUAAUAACACUGCACGAUUCAACACGCGAGGACCCCGCGGAGGUGCAACGAACAACAGUAGAACCACUGGUUUUGCAACAUCUACGAGUCAACAUCAGCACCAACAGCGCCACCGUGUUGGAAGUGGUGGCUCCGACAGCGCUUUUUUGGAAAAUGACGAUCCAAACGCGUUCGAGUCCUAUGAAGAGGUAUAUUCUGCGCGCGAUGACCUGGACUUGCCUGAUAGAGGCUCCUCUACUCGUUCGACCGCCUUUCGGAAAGGACCCAUCAUACGAAAUUUGUUGCAGGAAUAGGCUGCUUGCUAGUUUUGAGGAGACUUCAUCUGCGAUAGUUGUACUUAUGUGUACGGAGACUCAAACGAAGAUGAACUACGUCGACCAAGUACUUUUAGCAGAAGUUGCUUCGGGAAUCACUAUUUUUUUUUUGUGCGUAAAAAGCCAGGCCGAAAAUACAGUUACAGUUACAGUUACAUUACCUACAAGCUUACUGUAAUUACUUCAACGAUGAUUUCGAAAAUAACAGAUGAAGGAUUGCCGUUCAAUUCUUUCAAUUUUUAUUCCCUUAUGAUUCAAAUCCUUAUUUGGUGCGCUUGCGCAUGAAAACGAUUACUUAUGCUUGAUAUGAUUCGCAGUUUUUCGCACGUUUUUGCAGAAACCUUAUAGUGUAGCAAAAUGCUUCCUCUAUAACAUUCGAUGUCAUCUUACGAGUAACACUCUGUUCAUAUGGGAGAGCUAUUUUAUCACAGGGAGACUGAUCCACCACAUUCAUUCCUCUGUGCUACGAUAUCGACGAAGUCGUAGUAAGUAACCUUGGUAUGCAUUACAUCUUCAUAGGGGUGAAGAUGGACCUCCUUGUUUCUGCUGAGUAUUCUAAGUGCCGAAUCAAGUGAUUUCAAAACAUGAUUCCUUUCUCUCUCAGACAGGCGAGCUUUGACGUUCACAGAUGAAGAUGGUCAGUGAGAAGCCAAUAAGAUUGAUAUGAACAAGAGUCCGUGCUGCGGUAUUUACAAUUACAGUUUGAAGUGGUGGUAACUACGACCACCUUACGAGCAAGAUUCCACGAGAAGGAUGAGAAUCGAUAUCUCUUCUA